Penicillium waksmanii is the source of this 1326-nucleotide messenger RNA. Its product is annotated as FAD-dependent oxidoreductase. The coding region runs from base 1 to 1326 and encodes 441 amino acids. Gene Ontology annotation, molecular function: monooxygenase activity; FAD binding. The record is from RefSeq and is a predicted model, not a curated record. The transcript has 2 exons. NCBI's taxonomy places the organism in Eukaryota, Fungi, Ascomycota, Eurotiomycetes, Eurotiales, Aspergillaceae.
AUGUAUGACCUUGAAAGGAUUAUCAUCAUUGGAGGAGGGCCAACCGGCCUCGCAGCAGCCAUUCGCUUAGCUCAAAACAACAAGCUAAGCCCGGUCAUUUAUGAGCUUCGCAAUCCAGGAACUGCAAGUCUAGGUGGCUCGCUGGGAGUUCCCGCCAAUGGUGUACGAAUCCUGCACCGUCUGGGUCUCUGGGAUAGCAUCCUUCCGCGCAGUGUCGAUAUCACAAAAAACGUCGUACACUCCACAUCUGGCAGUGUUUUGAACGAAGUUGAUGUCGCUUCAGAGGCAAAGACCCAGACAGGCUUCGGUUAUCUUCGCAUUAACCGCGUGGAUUUGGUCCAGUGUUUGCGCGAUGCUACGCAAGAAUACGAUAUCCCGAUUCACUAUGACAAAGAGAUCCAAUCCAUCGACGAUCUCGGGGAUUCCGUCACGGUCGCCUUUACUGAUGGCACUAGUGAUACUGGCUCUCUCCUACUGGGCUGCGAUGGAAUCCACUCCUCGGUACGCAGAAUACACGUCGAUGCAGAGAUUGCGCCAGAGUAUUCAGGAAUCUCCGCGAUAUCUUCCAUUGUCGACGACGUGACAAAUCGAGAUCCUAAGGACACAACCUCUUUACAUUCGACACUCACACCGCAUGGUAUGCUGGCGACUGCGCCAUGUGCUGCCAAUCAGAUCUUCUGGUUCUUCAGCAAGGAGGUGCCUUUGCCUCAAGGAUCGAGCUCAGCGGACGUUCGUGAUGGCUGGAUGCUUCACCGCCAGAACGAACUGGCCGACUGUCGAAACUCACUGUCCAACGUUCUAGAUUGUGUACAGGGGAAGUGGGGAAAAUAUUUGCGGCAGCUUGUGGACGCAAGUCAGGACGUACAUUUUUAUCCACAUUAUCGCAUACCUCUCGGUGGUCGGUGGUUUGUUUCCUCGGAUAACCCACAGGGAUCGCCGCGGGUCUUGUUGCUCGGAGAUGCCGCGCAUGCCGUGCAACCUCAUGCUGGACAAGGUGUGGCCUUGGCACUGGAAGAUGUGGUCCUUCUAUCUGGACUGCUGGUCCAGUACCAAGAUGGUGACCACGCAAGCCUGCAGGGGGUAUUUGACCGGUUCAAUCAAAUUCGUCGUCCGCGUAUACAGCGCAUUAACGAGGUUGCAAUGCGUAAUGGAAGGAUGCGUCGUAAUCAGUCACCGUGGGCAGUAUGGUGCAAGGAGUGGUACAUGUGGACUAUGCUACGUAUCAAUCGGUUUUGGGGCAUGUCUAUGUCGGGUGUAUUGAAUGGGGAUGUCCUGUAUGACGUUGAGAAGGAGCUAAAGCAGGUAAAACCGAUAGAGUUGAACUAG